This is a messenger RNA of Musa acuminata AAA Group (dessert banana), 1647 nucleotides long. RefSeq names its product protein DNA-DAMAGE INDUCIBLE 1-like. The coding region runs from base 192 to 1424 and encodes 410 amino acids. The transcript has 16 exons. Gene Ontology annotation, biological process: proteolysis. Gene Ontology annotation, molecular function: aspartic-type endopeptidase activity; protein binding. Lineage: Eukaryota; Viridiplantae; Streptophyta; Magnoliopsida; Zingiberales; Musaceae. The record is from RefSeq and is a predicted model, not a curated record.
AGAUCUACUGGAAUCCCUUAUUACGACGAAUAAGAGGGUUAGAUCUCUUAAUCUCUGCCCCUGUUCGGCUAUUCCUUGUUGCCGCAUCUUCUUCUAGAUACCUCCUUUCUCAUCCCAAAGAUCUCUCUUCAGAAACCCUAAAAUCCUCCCUCUCUAGUUGGAAGUCCAAGCGAUCGCUCGGUAAUCAGAAGAUGAAGAUCACCGUGAUGACCCCCGACGACCGGUUCAUUACGCUUGACGUCGAUCCCGAUGAAUCCGUUGAGAAUGUCAAAGCGCUGCUUGAGGUGGAGACGAAUGUCUCUCUUCAUCAGCAGCAGCUGCAUUUCAAUGGGAAGGAGAUGAGGAAUUCAGACCGGUUGAGCGCCAUCGGUGUCGGUGAUGGUGAUAUGGUGAUGAUGGUUCCUCAAGCUGCACGGGCAUCAUCUGCUGAACUAACUUUAAAUACCGAUGGGUCGGCUGUGAAUCCUGCAUCCUUUCGGCAUCAUGUUAGGCGUGACUCUCAGUUGAUAACACAACUUCUUCAGAAUGAUCCACCAAUGGCACAAGCUAUACUUGGAGAUGACCUCAAUGAACUUCAGAGUAUCUUGCGAGAGCGCCAUCGGCUGAGAAACGAAUUACAGCGAAAGCAAGAGGAAGAGCUUGCUCUGAUGUAUGCUGAUCCUUUUGAUGUUGAAGCUCAGAAAAAGAUUGAGGCAUCUAUCAGACAGAAAGGAAUUGAUGAAAAUUGGGAGGCUGCUUUAGAACACAACCCUGAAGCUUUUGCACGAGUGGUUAUGUUGUAUGUAGAUAUGGAAGUCAAUGGAGUACCUUUGAAGGCUUUCGUUGAUAGUGGAGCACAAUCUACAAUAAUCUCGAAAAGCUGUGCUGAGCGUUGUGGGCUAUUGAGACUACUUGAUCAGCGUUACAAGGGCAUUGCUGUUGGGGUUGGGCAAUCAGAGAUAAUAGGUCGAAUACAUGUAGCACCAAUUAAGAUUGGCCAUGUAUUUUAUCACUGCUCCUUCACUGUGUUGGAUGCACCCAAUAUGGAGUUCCUUUUUGGGCUUGAUAUGCUGCGUAAACAUCAGUGCAUAAUUGAUUUGAAGGAAAAUGUUCUAAGAGUGGGUGGUGGAGAGGUUUCAGUGCCAUUUUUGCAAGAGAAAGACAUCCCCUCACAUAUCCGUGAUGAAGAAAGAUUCUCAAAGCAAGCUUCUCUUGGCCCAGGAUCUGCUCCAGAAUCAUCAGGUGCACAAGAGAAGACUCUGGAUAUCUCUGCAAAAAACCAGUCUUCUGGAACCCCUACAAAUGAUCGUACACAGGAUGCUGAUUUUGAGGCGAAAGUCAAUAAGCUUGUGGAGCUUGGAUUUGACAGAGCAUCAGCAACACAGGCCCUUAGACUGUUUAAUGGCAAUGAAGACAAAGCUGCUGCAUUUUUAUUUGGUGGUUAAGCAUUUUAUUUUCUUGAAUUAUAAACUAUUCAUUUGGGAACCAGAACUAAUUUGCUCAACCAAACAAGCAUCAAUGGAUGUUUCCUGCCAGGGCAUGUUUAUAUUUGAGAAUUCUGAUCAGAAAGGUUGUCAAUGAGCAAGAAAACGAGGGUCAUUUGCCGUCACAACAUUGUGAUUUUAAUAUUUUGCAUCAUGAAUUGCUAAUUUUCUUCGACUGGAAACA